AUGAUGCUGCAGAGGAAGAAGUGGAGGCCCGAGCUGCUGCUCUGGAUCCUGCUCUGGAUUCCUCUCCAGCCUGGCCCCCCCCACACGGUGUCGGCCGUCAACCUCAGGCGCUUCGUCGGCUGCGCAGUCAGAGAGUUCACCUUCCUGGCCAAGAAGCCCGGCUGCAGGGGCAUGCACAUCACCACCGACGCCUGCUGGGGGCGCUGCGAGACCUGGGAGAAGCCGGUGGUGGACGCUCCCUACAUCGAGUCCCAUCAGCGCGUGUGCACCUACAACGAGAGUCGCCUGGUCACCGUGAAGCUGCCGAGCUGCCAGGCCCACGUGGACCCGGCCUACACCUACCCCGUGGCCCUGAGGUGCCACUGUGGCGUGUGUGUGACCAGCACCACCGAGUGUGUCACCUUCGUCUGA
This is a messenger RNA of Limanda limanda (common dab), 411 nucleotides long. It is a transcript of the gene gphb5, whose product is annotated as glycoprotein hormone subunit beta 5. The transcript has 3 exons. The coding region runs from base 1 to 411 and encodes 136 amino acids. The record is from RefSeq and is a predicted model, not a curated record. Gene Ontology annotation, biological process: regulation of thyroid hormone receptor signaling pathway; G protein-coupled receptor signaling pathway. Gene Ontology annotation, cellular component: cytoplasm; extracellular region. Lineage: Eukaryota; Metazoa; Chordata; Actinopteri; Pleuronectiformes; Pleuronectidae. Gene Ontology annotation, molecular function: hormone activity.